Messenger RNA from Adelges cooleyi (spruce gall adelgid), 1615 nucleotides. Its product is annotated as mitochondrial inner membrane protein OXA1L-like. Bases 277 to 1545 code for a protein of 422 amino acids. The transcript is spliced from 9 exons. Gene Ontology annotation, biological process: mitochondrial respiratory chain complex IV assembly; protein insertion into mitochondrial inner membrane from matrix. Gene Ontology annotation, cellular component: mitochondrial inner membrane. The record is from RefSeq and is a predicted model, not a curated record. Gene Ontology annotation, molecular function: membrane insertase activity. Lineage: Eukaryota; Metazoa; Arthropoda; Insecta; Hemiptera; Adelgidae.
GGUUUAUCAUUGAAGGAUGGCUUAUGCGAUGUGCCGACAUUUUAAAAAUAUAAAUCAUUUAAUAUUGUAGACUUGGUUUUUAAGACUGUAAUCUAAGUAUAAAGAUACUAUUUAGGUACUAUUACUCUAUAUUAAUGAGUAUAAUUAUUUUUUUCUAAGUUCUCUGUUUUUAGUAUGUAGUUGUUUUGAAAGGUUUAAAUUGAACAUCUAGAAAUCAUAAUAAAUCUUGGUUGUUAGUCCUUUAUUAACAUCUGAAUUUAAAAAAAAGUUUCGGUUAUGUGGUCCUCCAGAAUGAACAGAUCAGGAGUACUGCAGUUACUUCGGAAACAUAAUAUUGGACAAAAAUCCAGUUUUCAUACCCUAAAAACUGCCAAGCAUAGUGUCUUAUGGAAAUAUAAUGCAUUUAGUAAACAUAAAAUUGAAAAUUUAAGUGCUGCUUGUAUCACUUUUGUUCGUCAUAAUAGUAAUGCUCGAGAAAAUCUUCAAAACCAGCCUGUUUUGGACAUAAAUAGUGGAAAAGAAGAUUUAACUGAAGAAUUAUUUUCUAAGCUUCCAGAUUUACCUGUUGAAUCUAUCAGCGUAACCACCGAAAAAUUGUUGAAUGUAUUAGGAGAAGAAACAUUACAAAGUGCAGGAUUAGGUUCUUGGACUCCUGCUGGAUUAGUUCAAAACGCGUUACAAUUAGUACACGUGACAUUUGAUAUGCCAUGGUGGCUAACAAUAGUAGCAGGUACUGUAGUUUUGCGUUUGUUGAUGUUCCCUUUAGUCAUCGCAUCACAACGUAAUUCUGUAAAAAUGAACAAUCAUUUGCCUCAUAUUCAAGCAUACCAACAAAAAAUAACUGAGUACAGAAUGCAAGGCAAUCCUUAUGAAAUGUCCAAAACGUCGCAAGAAUUCAUGUUAUAUAUGAAAAAACAUCAAGUAAAUCCAUUAAAUGGUAUGAUUUUACCACUCGUUCAGUUACCUAUAUUUCUAAGCAUGUUUUGGGGCUUGCGAGGAAUGGCUAUGCUACCUCUAGAAAGUUUGACGUACGGUGGACUUCAUUGGUUCUCUGAUCUCUCAAUACCUGAUCCGUAUUUUGUAUUGCCAAUCAUAACCUCUGUCACCCUUGCCAUCACAUUAGAAUUUGGAGUCGACGUCAGCAAACUUAAUUCAACUAUUGGUUUUGGAAAAUUUAUAAAAUACGGAUUUCGAGUGUUACCAUUUAUUGUUUUCCCGUUUAUUAUGAACUUCCCGGCUGCUGUCUGUUUAUAUUGGGCAUCGACUAAUAUUAUAACACUUGGUCAAGUAAUGUUUUUGAAAAUUCCAAACGUACGACAUUAUUUUAAUAUUGAAGAUGAUGUGAAAAUUGCAAAACCAAUUUUGCAAAAAGGUUUUGUCGACGAUUUUAAAGAUUCGUGGAAAAAUAUACAAAUUGUAAAAGAGCUCGAAGAAAGAGAACAUUUAGAUCGUAUGAAAAGUUCUCAGAUCGGUAAAGAGCCGAUCAAGAGUUUCAAGUACAACACCCACACCGAUGUUUUGGAGCCUUUAAAAAAAGAAAAGUAAAAAUGUUGAUGUUUUUUUCUUUUGGUUCUUAUUGUUGUUUAUAUAAUAUACUUGUUUUAUUUUUGAAAAA